Molecule: messenger RNA, 8464 nt
Organism: Porites lobata
Lineage: Eukaryota; Metazoa; Cnidaria; Anthozoa; Scleractinia; Poritidae
Source: the annotation of a GenBank genome assembly
AUGGAUGGUUGUUGCUUUGCUGUUCAAGCACUCUUCUUGGCCUGUGUUCUCUGGGGAGCUUGGCUAAGCUGCAUUGCUAGUGCAAAUCAAGGUAUGACUAAAGCCAGUUGUUAACAUAUGCACACACCAUACAUUCACCUUCAUUCUCGUUUUGCUACUAAGUGUAAUAUUUUCAAAAAAACCUUUAAGGAGGACUUUUUCAAUUCUGUUCAUAAACGAGACCUUACACUUUACUAAACUUACAGCUUACUAUUAUAACCUUCGCUGCCUCCCAUUUGCAAAAAAGUUGAAACUCAACAUGGGAGAGGACUACACAGUCUAUGCUAAGCAAAACGAACCAGUCAGGUCCCAUGAUUUUUGGCUGAAGUUGUUGAUACAGUAUUACUUAUAAUGUCAGUGCCCUAAAAACAAAAAGUAUAAGAGAAAAAGCCAAGGCGGGCUAGAUUACGAUGUAGUGUACGAUCGAUAGCUUCUGACCAUUUCACAGAUACUCCAUUUUAGUUCCAAAGUUUUUUAAAUUUCAUUGUGAAAUAUUUAGCUGCUUAACAUUCAUGGUAACCUGUUCUUGUUGUGGUUGCUGUUGGUGGUGUUAUGUUUUUGUCCAGCAAGCAGUCUGCAAAGGAUCGGUUAUUCAUUUAUAAACGAUCACGGUCGAGGAGCGUGGGAGAACGAAAGAGUGCACUGAUGUUUUUUUAACGUGUUCUCUGAAUUAACGUGAGUGAAAUUAGUAGUGGAAUAUAAUUUAAAAAAGACUAAGUGGUUGAGACGCUCUGCGUUCAGUUGAUCUUACAAGUGUGGUGGGUGAGGGCGACCUUGAAAGCUGCUGGCAGACCUGGAAAGACCUAUUUCUUGCUGCAGUAAAAGACAAUAUUCCAACCAAGCGAUUGAGAGGUCGAAACCCAAGGGCCUGCCUCACAGGUGCCGUUAUCAAUCUUAUCAAGAAAGAGGAAACCGUACGCAAGAAACUAAAAUUGCACCCGUCGGAGUCACUAAAAUCCAAAUUUCAAACUCUGCGUUCACAAGUAAAGCGCGCGAUCAAAGAAAGCAGGGAAGAGUUCUUUGAGUCUGCUAACAUCGAGUUCAAGAUCAAUCACGUUUCUGGUCAGUAUUAACAACUCGCUCAAAGUCGCACAACAUACCACAAAGUGUCUCCAUGGCAACUGGUAACCUAUGUGCAACCGCUGACACGCCAGAAGAAAUCGCAGACAUUUUUAAUAACUAUUUCACUUCAGUGUUCUCCGUUCUUCAAGAGGACAAAGUAGAUAAAGGUGCAGGGAAAUUCCCUGCCGCAGACCCCCCUCCCCCCCUUUAGCGAUAUUGUGUUGCACGUCGGCGAACUUGAGGCUGUCCUAAAAUCACUAGACCCAAACAAAGCCACUGGCAUGGUCCAGAUGAGAUCCCGGCAAGAAUCCUAAAGAAAACCGCGACUACUAUUGCUCCAUCACUAUGCAAGCUGUUCAACAGGUCUCUGGGGGAAGGCUACAUACCGUCUGAGUGGAAAUUGGCCAAUGUAGUGCCUGUCUAUAAGAAGGAUAAAAAAGAUCAUGUUGAAAACUAUAGGCCUAUCUCCCUACUUUGCAUUAUUUCUAAAGUCAUCGAACGCUAUGUCUUGAAUCGCAUCAAUGACCGAUUAGAAGAUCUGAUUGCGGACUGUCAGCACGGGUUUCGGAGUGGACACUUAUGUGUCACAAAUCUACUAGAGACCCUAGAUUACAUCGGUGCUGUUCUUGAUAGAGCUGGUCAAGCAUAUUGUGUGUAUUUACACAUGUCCAAAGCCUUUGAUAAGGUUAGACAUGACCUCCUUAUGGAAAAACUGCGGGAUGCUGGCUUCGGAGGGAACCUGCUCACAUGAUUUCACGCGUAUCUCUGUGGCAGGCGCCAACGCGUCACCGUACUAGGAGCGACAUCACGCGAUCUACCUGUCACCUCUGGAGUCCCUCAGAGUUCAAUACUCGGACCUGCUCUUUUCUUGUUAUAUGUGAACAACCUUCAGAUUCUACCCUCAAUAGCAAAGUGGCAAUGUUUGCAGAUGACACUAAAGUAUACAAGGUAGUGAUGUCUGAGGAUGAUGGCGCCGCUCUCCAACAAGAUCUGGAUAAUCUGUCUUCAUGGUCUGCUGCCUCUGGCCUAGCCUUCAAUGAUAACAAAUGCAAGCUUCAGACCAUUACGAGGAAGCGCAAGCCCAUCUGUACGAGCUACGAGGUUAACGGCAGUACCAUCAAGUCCUGUGACGUAGAGCGUGACCUUGGCGUCUCCUUGGACUGUGACUUGACUUGGCACGCCAAGUCUCUCACCAAGCUGCACGUGCAAACAAGUUGUUAGGUUUCGUUAGGAGGAACUCUAGGUUUAUUCACAGCACUUCCGUAAGGUGCACAUUGUACCCCGGGCUUGUUCGUGCUCAUCUUGGCUACGCAACCCAGAUCUGGACGCACCAAGGCAUUGAACUAAUUUCUAAACUUGAAAGUAUCCAAAGACGUGCCAAAUAUCAAAUUCAUUCUUUGCUUGCCUUUUUUAACAAAUAUCUCUUACAAAGGAAGACUAAUGUCUGUAAACCUACUUCCAGUGUGCUACUGGCACGAGUUACUAGAUCUAGUAUACUUUUACAAGGCUACGCAUAAUAUGAUUCACUUAGAUCCGUCUGUUGUUCCCUACGUCAGAGAAUGCGCGCGAAGGACCCGUAUAUCUGUAACGAGCUGUCAAUCUUUUGUGCCUAAAAAAAUGCAGGACUGCUACCUUUCAGAAAUCUUUUUUCAAUUGAACCACUAGAAUCUGGAACCUGCCUAUUACUAGACUUGACCUAGAUAAUGUUACUUUUGAGAACUUUAAAUCUGUUCUUUACGGUUAUUGCUCGCGGGUUCUAGCAAUAAACUAUGGCCCGGACUCUCCAAGGGGCUUCAAAAGUAUUUGCUUGAAAUGUAACACAGCCAGGUAUUUAGACCAAGAAAUUAGCUGCUGCAUGUGAUUUAAAUUGCUACUUUUAUAUCCUUUUAUUUUUUGGGUUCGCAGUAAUUGGCUUUAGCUGUUGCGGUGUCCCUGCCCAAAUAUUUAAGUUAUUAUUAGUGUAUUGUUACGUUCUUAUUACUAGUAUUUGCAUAUCUUCAGUGUCUUUUUUUUUUCUGUAUUCUUCAGGGCAAAGCUAAUAAAAUAAAUAAAAUAAAAUAGACGUUAACAUUGCUAUUUUUUUUUAAUGUAUCUUUUAGAUACCUGUGGCCACAUUCGGUAUUUGAAGUUUUUUGAUCGGGAGUAUGGCCUUUAUAUGUAUCUUCAAGGCCACACCUUUUUAAACCUUUCCAUUGGAGCAAGCAAAUCUUGCGAAACGGAAUGUCUUUACCGGAGAGAGUGCGUGGCAAUCAACAUUGGUCCAGCAAUUAAUGAUAUGAGGGUCUGUGAGUUGUGUAACUCAGAUCACAUACAGCAUCCAAAUGAUUUAAAACGAAGAGAAGGCUGGACGUAUAAAGGUACACAGGUAGGGCGAAUUUCACUGGAAUAAAUUAAUCACGGCAAUGGUUGUGAAUUAUCUUGUGGUAAGCGUUUAACUGUUCAUAGCCCAAAAAGUGAAGUUUUAGCUAUGGAAGUGAUGAUGACAAUGACAAUCAAAAGAUAGUGAUGACGACCCUUGGGUGUCAGAGACUUUUCAUAUGCGGUUUCCUGUUUCGGUUAACUGUUAUAGUGACCGCUCGUGUCUUGGGUUCUCUCCCGAAGAUUGCACUUGUCCGUCUUCCCUCCAGACAAGGGGGAACCAACCAAAACGGACUUUUACAAAGUCUAGCCAAAGAUCUGUCGAGCGGCGAUGAAGAAGACAUAAAAUAAUAAUGAGAAUGGUAAUAGGGAGCAUUGACUACUUGCAGUCUCUAAGGAUUGUCGCGCGUACGAGAAGGUUACGUGUGAGCGAGCGUGCGAGGCCAACGCGCAAGGAGGAAGACGGAAAAGGACAAGCCUCUCUCCAGUUCCCUUCUCGAGGGUCUGAAUGGGGGGGUACCUAGAUAACAUUAAACACUUCAUUUUUUGGCUUUGUAACAUGAAAUGGUUAAAUUUUAGGCAUUUUAACACUAACAAUAAAGAUUCUUUGAAACUAAUUUUUUCCCAGAUAGAAGCAAAAACGGCUCCAAAAAGGCCAAUAUUAUUUUUUUAGGAUAUCAAGGAGUUUUUGGCCAUUUUACGACAAUUCCUGAUUAUUUCAGAAGAUUUCCGAAGACUAACGAAGAGGUCCGAUCAUUGCCGAAGAUGUCCGAUGAACCCUCCAAACACUUGACAGUAUUUCUUCGGAAACAGUAAACAUUAAAAAAUUGGCUAAUUUAACAGCAAACACUCAAAAUUAUGGGCAAAUAACACCAAACAUUAAACCCCAUUCAGACCCUCCUUCUCGAUUGGUUUGCUCUCUCGAGCUCUGUCUAGUCUCGAUUUGACCGACUGAAAAGGGAACUGCUCGAAGUCUGCAAGACUCCUACAAUAUAAUAUUAAAAUUUCAUGAAGUCUAAAUUACGCUUUUACUUUCACUAGAAUAUUUGUGCCUACAAACCUUGCUUGAACAAUGCAAAGUGUUUCCUUGGAUACACGGACAAGAGGUUUCUUUGCGAAUGCCAGUCUGGUUACACGGGAGAACUCUGCGAAACAGGUGAUUAUGUGGCCAGCAAACGCAGACAUAUUCAGUCCUGUUUUCGCUUGUCUGCGCCGCAAAGAAUACUUGUCGGGCAGAAACAAACUGGAAAUACGUCUACGUCCACGUCUCUCAUGCACGGAAUCGCCAGCUGGCUCGCCGGCUGUUGCUUCGAGAUGGUUAGAAAAACGAAAGUGUAUCCUACCCAGAAAUAGAGAACAAGUGAAUGUUGCUUAAUAAGAAAUAAUCAACGUUGUCAUGGUUAAAAAAAACAUCUGUGCCCCCCCACCCGGAGGGGGGUUCCGCAGCAAAGUUUUAUCCUGGAUAGCUCCCCCUUUACGUUAACCUGAGAUCAGGCUCUAUAUUCGUUUCACUUUGAAAAUAAUAUUCAGGCGGGCGAGGCAAAACGAAAAGCGGUAGCCGUUAGAGAGAAUGUAUGAGAACCGCUAAAAUUGGGCCUGAUCUCAGGUUACCUUGAGGUCCAGCUCCUUACCCUCCUAUAUAAUAUUUUUUGAGAGAAAAGGUACCCCUCCCUUACCCAGUACCUUCCAUUGACAAAUGGUACCUCUUUCAAAUACCUAGUUUAGAACUUUGCAUUACUUUUAGCUGCUGUAAAUGUACUGUCUUUAAACUGUGAAUAAAUCACAAAACUGGCCAGGAAAUUUUGUCGACUUUUUCACAGCCAUAAAAUCCUUCUGUCAGCCCUUUUAGGUCCUUUUACAGACCGAAAUGACACAGAUUUCCUUCCCCUCUCAUAUACUUCAACUAUUGAAAUCCCAACCCUUUCAUACACCUGAACUCUGGAAAAGGUACCCUUUUCGCAAUUCGGGCGAAGCUUCCCCGUAUAAGCCAUUACAGGGGUACCCCCCGGGAUUUAUGCUUGCUCUUCUCGCAAUGAGUGAAACAAUCAGUCUUCCCUUAAGCAAUCAGCAUGCUACAAACUUGAUUAUUUUCUUGCGUUGAAUGUCGGCAAUGGUUUAUAUACGAUGUACGAGGUUGGUGGCUAAUUGAUCGGAUAUUGUUUUCUUUUCUUUUUUUAGACCUGGACGAAUGCAAGGAUAAAACUCAUCAGUGUGACGUAAAUGCGAACUGUACCAACAUUCCUGGCUCAUAUAACUGCACGUGCAGGCCUGGCUACACAGGAAAUGGGAGCAUUUGUAAUGGUAUAAUUAACUAUCCAAACUUUCUCUUCAUUUUUCUGCAAAUAAUUUAGUUUUCUCAGUAACUUAACAUUUUACUCCCUCCAGAAAUUGAUGAAUGCAAGGAUGGAAGUAAAUAUUUAGCAGGCGCAGGAUGGAAGUAUUUGGGAGCAAGAAAAAAAAAAAACGGGUGUGUUCCUGCUUUCUUGCGCUUACUACUUCCAAGGGCCUGUACCAACAUUCCUGGUUCUUUCAACUGCAUAUGCAGGCAUGGCUACCAAGGCAGUGGGAGCAUUUUUAAUAGUAAAACUUGCUGAUAAGUGUCGUGAUCAGAUUUAAUUUAUAUUUAUUUCUUUUUUCUUUUUCUUAUUCAGACAUCGAUGAAUGCGAAAAGGGAAGCCAUGAUUGCCACAUGAAUGCGAAUUGUACAAACACACCCGGCUCUUAUAACUGCACAUGCAGGCCUGGAUACACAGGCAAUAGAAGCAUUUGUAAAGGUAAAAGUUUGCCGGUUAAUUUUUGUGAUGCGCCUUUAAAGAGUCAGGACUCAUAGCUCCCUUUGGUCGUACUCCCUUGGAUACUCUUUCCAUAGUUAUUCUUACACUUAAAACCAAGAUGGUCACCUGUUACAGACUUGAACAAUAAAAAGUGUUUUUUUGGAUAUACGGACAAGAAGUUCUUUUGCGAAUGCCUGCAGUCUGGGAUAGAAAACAUCUGUGCCCCCCGGGGUAGGAGGAAUUCCGCAGCAAAGUUUUAUCUUGUAAAGCUCCGCCUUGAGGUCAAGCUCCUUACCUUUCUAUAUAUUUCUUUUGAGAGAAAAGGUACCCCUGACGUCCCUUACACAGUACCCCUUUCAAAUACCUAAUUUGGAACUUUACAUUACUUUUAGCUGCCGUAAAUGCACUGUCGUUAAACUGUGAAUAAAUCAGAAAACCAGGAAAAUGUCUCGACUUUUUCACAGCCAUAAAAUCCUUCUGUUAGCCCUUUUAGGUCUUUUUACAGACUAAAAUGACACAGAUUUUCCUACCCUCUCAUAUACUUCAACCACACCUGAAGCCUGGAAAAGGCACCCAUUUCGCAAUUCUGCCGGAGCUUCCCCGUAUAGGUCAUUGUAGGGGGUUCCCCCCCCCCCGGAUUUAUGCUUGUUUUCUUGUUUGUUUUUUUUUAUAUUAGACCUGGACGAAUGCAAGGAUAAAACUCAUCAGUGUGAUGUAAAUGCGAACUGUACCAACAUUCCGGGCUUAUAUAACCUGAGAUCAGGCUCUAUUUUCGUUUCGCUUUGAAAAUUACAUUUCGGCGGGCAAGACGAAACGAAAAGAGAGCCUGAUACAAACCUUCUACGAAAUGUCUGCCGCCCACUUUUUUGAUUGAUUGACAUUUGCCGAAUCAGCCAAUCAGAAUUACUUCCGUUGCUUGUUUUUCUAGUAUGCAAAUUUUUCACGCGCGGGAAAAAUGCAGACUGGCUGACUUAAAAUAUAGCUUUUGUCUGUUAAUCAAAAUGCAUCUUGUUAGCGAUCAACAACUUGCAGAGGGAUUCAACUCCGCGAUACACUCACUUUCCGUAAAUAAAGCAAAUCCUGAGAAGAUAUGAACAACCACAUGAAUUUUCUGAAUUUCCAUGGCACAUAUUAAGGCAUAUUUUCGUACCAUAAGACCAUAAAACAAUAAAAAGACAGCAAAAUCGAUCCUUCUCUGCACCGACGACGGAUCAUUCACGAAAACAACCACGCGAGGAAUAAGUGCUUUCAACUUCCGGCGUUUCCGACACCCAAUCAGAUCUUGUGGCAUUGUUCUAACAGCCAAUCAGCGUUACGGCCAAAAUCUGGCCGUAACGAACACAAACUUGUAAUAGUUUGUAUCAGGCCCAAUUUCAGCGGUAGCCGUUAGAGAGAAUGUAUGAGAACCGCUCAAAUUGGGCCUGAUCUCAGGUUAGGGCUCAUAUACUGCACGUGCAGGCCUGGCUACACAGGAAAUGGGAGCAUUUGUAAUUAGCUACCCAAGCCUUCACUUCUCGUUCCUGCAAGUAUAUAGUUAUGUUAUCUUUGUAACUUAAUAUUUUCUACUUCCUCCAGAAAUUGAUGAAUGCAAGGAUGGAAGUCAUGAUUGUCACAUAAAUGCCAACUGUACCAACAUUCCUGGCUCUUACAACUGCACGUGCAGGCCUGGCUACCAAGGCAAUGGGAGCAUCUGUGAAGGUAAAAAUUUGGGAAGACCUUAGAUAACAUUGAUCUUAACCAGGUUGUGGCGUCCAGCGGUUUAAGAGAAAACAAGAAUUUAGGUGCCGGUGGGGUGCUCAGUCUCGCGGGCUCAUAUAACCUGGUCUCAGUCAUUCUUAUUUAAAGAUUUUCAAACAUUUUCCGAUUAAUUUUUUAUGACGCGCCUUUAUAGAGUCGGGGCUUAUAGCUCCCUUUGAUACUCUUUCCCUAGUUAUACUUACACUUAAAAACCAUGAAGAUGAUCACUUAAUUGUUACAGCAGUAAGCGCUCGAUCGCAACGAUCUUACGGAAGCAGUCUUUGAACUGCUCCUUGAACUUCAUCUUUUUAAAAUUUCUGUGAUUCCAAUGUAGGAGGUAGGUUUAUGUGUAAUUCUGGCAUUUUGUUUUUUCAGAUGUUGAUGAAUGUGCUGACAACUUACAUGACUGCGACGCUAAUGCAAACUGUACAAACAUCCCGGGAUCCUAUCGCUGUGUUUGUAACCCACCAUAUAAUGGAUAUCGGAAAAAGUGC